ACAAUAAUAUAGUUAGUCUGUGGUAAAACGGUGGACGGAGUGCUUCGCCAGCUGAAACGGGAAUCGUGAAACUUUAUUGCAAGUCGUAUUUUAAACUUGUUUAAAAUUCAUUUGCACGAAAAUCCUAGCUGAUAUGCGCCAUAGUGAGUUUCUGAAAGCGGUUUCGUCGUCCUGCGCCGACCAUGCCAGGCGCAAAAUAUGAACAGCUGCCGUUGAAGUCGGAUGCUGAUGAGGAUGUGUUUACAACGAAGCCGAAACCGAAAUGGUCUGAAGUGUGCGUGCAGAAGAGCCUGCUGUCUUUGGGUUUAAUUCUCCUGUACUUCUCGCUGUCCAUCGGCCUCACGUUUUACCAGAGAUGGCUGUUGACGGACUUCAAGUUCCCCCUCACGGUGGUAAUGUACCACCUCAUAGUGAAGUGGAUACUCUCAGUCCUCGUGAGGCUGGUACUCCAUGUCAUCACGGGAACUCCUCAGCUGAUGCUGCCGUGCAUGACCUGCCUCCGGUCUGUGGGUCCUACGGGCCUGGCCAGUGGCAUCGACGUGGGCUUCUCUAAUUGGGGCCUGGAGCUGGUAACCAUCUCUCUCUACACCAUGACCAAGUCUACGACCAUUAUUUUCAUACUUGGUUUCGCUAUACUGCUGGGAUUGGAGAAAAAGUCUUGGUCUCUCGUGGGCAUCGUGCUUAUGAUCGCGGCUGGCCUCAUCAUGUUCACGUACAAAGCGACUCAGUUCAACCUGCUGGGCUUCAACUUCUUGCUGAUCGCAUCCUUCGCGGCAGGCCUGAGGUGGACUUUCGCGCAACUGCUGAUGCAGAAGUCCAAGUUGGGCUUACAUAACCCAGUGGAUAUGGUGUUCCAUGUGCAACCUUGGAUGUUUGUCUCGUUGCUGCCGUUCACCAUCAUGUUUGAAGGGUUCGCCUGCUACGAGCACUUACAGAAGCUGACGGCAGAUAAGCUUCUGCCCACGAUACUUAAGGUGUCUGUCGGCGCCACGUUGGCUUUCGCGAUGGAGAUCAGCGAGUUCUUAGUAGUCACAUACACCUCUAGUCUCACACUAUCCAUCUCUGGUAUAUUUAAGGAAAUGUGCAUCCUAGUCCUCGCAGUAGAAGUAAGCGGCGACGUAUUAUCGCCGAUCAACGUGGUAGGCCUCGCCGUCUGUCUACUCGGCAUCAUCGGCCAUAUCAUCCACAAGGUUCUCUUCAUCAAGUCCGUCGCCGGCACCGUCCACGCCAUCGACCAAGACUUCGACGCCAUUAAAGACUUCGAGACCGUGCGGCGGACUUCGAAGUCGAAAGGGGAACACGACACGCCGCUGCUAGAAGAACAAACGUGGCCCGCAAGUGAGGAAAGCGAUUUUGAUAGCAAUGUGGUGCUAUUUGAGGUGCUGCAACGACGAGACGUUCCCGCAAAUCCUAAGAGGUCGCGCUGGGCGAGUCGAAAUGAACGGACCGCGAAGAAAAAAAACCACGACCGUAUGUAUUGAAGCUUUAUAGACUUUUGUGAUGAAAACCAAUGUAUUUGAGGCUAAAACAAUUAGAAGUACGUGUGUGAAUGUGUGUGUCAACAAGUGCCUGUCAUAUUGUGAGAACUGUAGUCGUAAAUAAGAGGUACCCAAUCUUUUGUGCUGUUGACAGCUGUCAUUUGCCGGACUGUCAACUGCACCAAAAAAAAAACGGUUAGACCAUAAUAUAAAAAAAAUGUUUGAGGUUUUUUGUAAGAAUUUUUGAAAAUGGAAUGUAGAAUGUCCUUAUAACGUAAUGAAAAUAUAAAGUAAGUAUGUAAUGAACAGUGUUGAAAAUAAUUAAAAAUCAUCAAAAACUUUGUUGUUAACCGUUGAACAUUACAAUUUAAACAAAUGAAAAAGAAAAAAACUAAUAAGAAGUAAUGAUAACCGACCUACUUUCUAAGAAGACUAAUUAAACGCACAGUAUUUUUGUCUAUGAUAAGGUAGUCACAGCAAUCUAGAUUCUACAUAACUAGAAGUUUUAGAAAACUCUUUUUAAUGAAAAAAUAUAAAAUAUAAUAAAAAUUGUCUGUUUUCGCCUAAAAAACAUCCAGCUAGCAUUGUUAAGUGUACAUAUAGCCCUUGUUACAUUUUUGAUUAGCAUAUACACUAUUGGUAGAGUUCAAAUAGUAUUUGGUUAAAAGCUUGAAAUUCCAAAGAUAACUUUUGAAAGAACUCAUUCGUGUAGCUAUAUGAAGUUUAUCAGUUGUGUUAGCACCCAUAACACAAGUUAAUUAAAAACUCACCAUGGGGCUUACCCACCGUUUGUGAAAAUUAGUCUCGACAUUAUUAAUUUAUUUAUUUCAUUUAAUUCAUAAGAAAAUGCAGUUUUUUAAUCAACGAUACUUUUUUGUAUUCAACCGUAUAGUGUUGCGAGCAGACGACAUUAUCAGACAAUUAAUAGUUUUAAUGAUACUAAAGUGAGAUUAAUGAUAAAGAAUAAUUAAAAUGAUAUUAAGACAGGCUAGAAGAUUAAUUUCAUUAAGUUCUAUUCAACCAGAUAAAUCAAUCAAAGGAAAAAUAUUUCGAGAUUUUUUUAUAGAUUCAGUGCUAGGUAUAGGUAGACACGUAAAAGUUUGGGUAAAAACUGGGCUUCGACGCAUUCGAAAUUAUUAAAUGCACAAAAUAGCACUGCCAUGCUAAUAUAGAACCACUUUUUUAUUAGGGAAGUGACUGCAACAUAGUCAAAUUAUAUCGAGUAUUCAGUAUAGAUUAGACAUAGUGCUGCGAUACUGAUUCCUGAUCGCCAACCAAACAUUUUACCAAAGCAAACAAUCGGAACUCCGUACGACGUAAAAACGUUUUAUGGAAAAUUGUAUUUUUAAUAUAUCGAUAUUUUUAUACUGAAUAAGGCAACACUAUUAUAAGUUUUAAAAAUGUAUCAUAUUAUUUUUAUUGUUGAGUUUUUUUUUUGUUUUGCCAUAGUGUGGCGAGCGAAAACGUUAAUUUGUAAUUGUAAUUAUUUUACAUAAAGCAAAAGUUAUUAGGUAUUAGAAAUUGCGGUUCUAAUUUUAUACUUUCCUAAUCUACUUAAAAACGUGCAUCACAAAAUGAAUUUGUGUAACUAUUGCAAAGAAUACUGCUUGCUUAUUCGUUUUCGAUAGUAUGUAUUCACUUACAAUCUAAAAAUAAAUGCCUGUAUGUACUAAAAUUUGACUUGGUUAGAAUAACAGCUUCAAAACUGACGUAGUUUGUAAUGUACUAUACAAAUUGAAAUAGAAGAAAAAACGACUACUGUGUAACAACGUUGAGGUACGUUUUGAAUGCCAUUUGUCAAUCGGCUGCAGCUGCACUACUGCUUUGUAUGUAUUUACUUGAAACCGUUUUGGAUCGAAGCGGCAGCAGCACGUGCAGUCGCUCUUAAUUAUGUAUUGUUUUCAUGCAGUCGCGUUAUGUGCGGUCGGCAGUUGCAGUCGGCAGCUGGCAUUCAAAACGUACUAUGAAAAGUUGAAGAUAUCUCUCUCUGGAACUGUUUUCAGUUUUUCACUCCUUCUGACAUGUAUUACUCUGAUCAGUUAACAUUUUACAAGAUAUAAUAUACAUUUUAGUGACCUUUUGUAAAUAAAUUGAGUAAUCCUAUAUACUUACUUGUAUGUGAUUGUAACUUACAUUCCAAUGUAUUUUCGAAAUUAUUUGGUGUUUCAUAAUAUGUGUAACUUAAAAAUAUUGCUUUAAAUGUUAAUUGUAAUCCUAACUAUGUGUGAAUUAUGUCUUUAUUCCUAAAAAUGUUUUGAAACAUUUCUAUCGAUAAAUAUCUUAUUUAAGGCUUUUUUAUCAAUAUUUGUUCAUCUGUCCUGCCUGUCUGUGUAUUUGUUCGGCUGUCAUUUGAACAUCUUUGGCAGUCGUUACGGGUAGUCAGAAGCCAGUAAGUCUGACACCAGUCUUACCUGGGAGAAUCGGGUUGCUCGCUUAACUGGGUUGAGGAGGGCAGAUAGGCAGUCGCUCCUUGUAAAACACUGGUACUCAGCUGCAUCCAGUUAUACUGGAAGCCGACCCCAACAAAGUUGGGAAAAGGCUAGUCAGAUGAUUUCUUGAUAAUUGUUAUAAAAAUAAUUUUUAUGUAUAGUUUUCUGUCACUACUCAAUUUUCAAAAUAUGGCCUAAUAUUCCCUUAUUAAUAUUCCUAACUGCUAUUACUAUUAGUCGACAAUUCAAGGAAAAAGAUAAAUAAUGUUGUUCGUUAUAUCAACUUUACUUCUCAAGACUUUUCAUGCGUUUACAAUUAUUUUCUCCAAUUUAUACAGGAAUGAGUUUCAAGCAGUGCAAAAAAUAACUGAUGGUCCAGAAUCAUUAACAGAACAUAUCUGCAUCAUCAGUAUUUUUUUUUUUCAUUUUUUUCUGCC
Messenger RNA from Helicoverpa zea (corn earworm), 4344 nucleotides. Its product is annotated as solute carrier family 35 member C2. The transcript is spliced from 6 exons. Gene Ontology annotation, cellular component: cis-Golgi network; endoplasmic reticulum-Golgi intermediate compartment; Golgi apparatus. Gene Ontology annotation, molecular function: antiporter activity. The record is from RefSeq and is a predicted model, not a curated record. Lineage: Eukaryota; Metazoa; Arthropoda; Insecta; Lepidoptera; Noctuidae. Gene Ontology annotation, biological process: UDP-glucose transmembrane transport. The coding region runs from base 183 to 1481 and encodes 432 amino acids.